AUGGCAGUUGAGGCUCCACCAGAUGGAUCAGAAGAAGAAUUUAAACGUGAAACAUGGACUAAUAAAUUGGAUUUUUUAUUAGCUUGUAUUGGAUUUAGUGUUGGUUUAGGAAAUGUUUGGAGAUUUCCCUAUCUGUGUUACAAAAAUGGUGGAGGUGCCUUUCUCUUGCCUUAUUUUAUAUGCGUAGCAAUAGGAGGAAUUCCGCUGUUCUUCCUGGAAGUAACUGCCGGACAGUUCAUGGGCAAAGGUGGUCUUAAAACAUGGAACCUGGUUCCACUUUUUCAAGGCAUUGGUAUCACAACUUGCAUCAUCAUGUUCCUGGUCAAUUGUUAUUACAAUGUCAUCUUAUGUUGGGCUUUCUACUACAUGUUUAACUCAUUUCAAGCUGAAUUACCCUGGUCUUAUUGUGGACAUGAAUGGAAUACAAUCUGGUGUAAUGAUGAUUUUAAAUCCAAUGUAACUGUCAACGAUACAGCAGCUAAAUAUAAUUUGACCAUUUAUGAAAAUAGUACAUAUAAAUUUUCUGAUCCUGUCACAGAAUUCUGGGAAUAUAAAACUCUGGCUAUCUCGGAUGGUAUUGAUGAUGUUGGAGUUAUUAAGUGGGAUUUAGCCCUGUGUUUAUUAUUUGCAUGGAUUGUGGUGUAUGCCUGUAUUUGUAAAGGAAUUAAAUCUUCAGGAAAGGUUAUGUAUGUAACAGCUACCUCACCCUAUAUUUUUAUGUUGAUUUUAUUGAUCAGAAAUUCUCUAUUGGAUGGUGCCUAUGAAGGUGUAUUAUUUUAUCUUACACCUGAUAUGGAGAGGUUAGGUGAUAUUCAGGUAUGGGUUGAUGCUGGAACACAGAUUUUCUUUUCUUAUUCUAUUAGUUUAGGUAGUUUAACAGCAUUAGGAAGUUAUAACAAGUUCAAUCAUAAUUCAUACAGAGAUGCGAUUCUGUUCUCAAUAGCUAACAGUGGUACCAGUUUCUUUGCUGGCUUUAUAGUGUUCACAAUUUUAGGUUAUAUGUCUGUUACUCAAGGUAUUCCUAUAAAAGAUGUAGCUGAAUCAGGACCCGGUUUAGCUUUUAUUGCUUACCCUAAAGCUGUAGCUCAAAUGCCGAUAUCUCCAUUGUGGUCUAUAUUAUUCUUUUUGAUGUUGAUUCUACUCGGUUUGGACAGUCAGUUUGUUGGUGUUGAAGGUGUCGUAACAGCUAUAGUGGAUCAGUAUCCUAGCUAUUUAAGAGUUGGAUACAGAAAGGAACUAUUUAUUCUGUGUAUUUGUAUCAGUAACUUCUUCAUAGGUUUAUCUAUGGUUACUAAUGGAGGGAUGUAUGUUUUCCAAUUGUUUGAUUAUUAUGCGAGUAGUAGAGUUGUUUUACUGGUAGCUUUCUUUGAGUUAAUAGCUAUAGGAUGGUUUUACGGUGUAAAUAGAUUCUAUGAUAAUAUAGAAAUGAUGUUAGGAAGAAGAAUCAUGCCUUACAUGAAAAUCUGCUGGGUUGCAUUAUCACCAUUGUUCUGCAUAAUUGUAUUUAUUUUGAGUACCAUCAACUAUUCUGAAUUAACAUAUGAACGCCCAUCUACAAUCUACAAAUAUCCUAAUUGGGCUGUUGGUGUUGGUUGGGCUAUGGCUUGUUCAUCUAUUGUUUUCAUACCUAUUGCGGCAAUUUAUAAAUUUGUCAAAUACGGCUUCACCUUACAGGUAAUAUUUGUUUUUUCAAUAGUCUUUAAAUGGACGAGAUGUCAUAGUAUUGGUAAAAUUUUCACGGAAGAUUGCGAUAACGUUAUUAACAUUUUUUGUCACUUCCGUGAUUGA
Lottia gigantea (owl limpet) is the source of this 1788-nucleotide messenger RNA. RefSeq lists its product as hypothetical. Lineage: Eukaryota; Metazoa; Mollusca; Gastropoda; Lottiidae. Gene Ontology annotation, cellular component: membrane. Gene Ontology annotation, biological process: sodium ion transmembrane transport. The record is from RefSeq and is a predicted model, not a curated record. The transcript has 12 exons. Bases 1 to 1788 code for a protein of 595 amino acids.